CUUAUUGGUCUGAAGGUUUUCGGGACUGUCUUAUUCCGUCUUCCGGCCUUUGGUAUAAAAAUAACUCUAGUUGGUCUCCAGUUUGUAGUAUUCGACUCGCCUUACAAAUCUCGGCAAUCGCUCUAGAGUCUAGCGCGUAAUUGGCUGUAUUCCACCUAUUCCCGGAGACAUGUGUGAUUCUGUAGUCCAUACUACCUUCGAUUUACUGCAUAUCGAGCAAUCAAGUUCCGGGGAUUCAAUCCAAGUCGCAUUUGAGCUUAACUGUUCUCCAGUAUAAUCCUGGUCCUCAUCUGUACUAGCCAUCUCAAACGCUUUUAAGAAAGCACGCGCGAAUCCCAUUGCGUGUGUCUGUGUUCUUAUCGUCCAUUAUGUCUAGCAUCCGUAUAGUUAACCAGGUUAUCAUCCCACAGCAGCAGUUGCGUGCUUGAGAUUUGCUAAAGAUAAGAAGAUGGUGAUUUGCGCCCUGUUAGCACAAACUUCACCUUGCGACACAAGCACAAGUUAGGUAACAAUGAAAUAAUAAAGUUUUUUAAUAUUUAUACUAAGUGAAAACAAAAAACGGAGUUUGAAGUUCGAAGUUUGAGCAGAGUAGAGAGCAAACUCCUAGAGUUUUGACACAAACGUAAAACGUUUGACCAACAGUCAUACUGCUGGACAAAAAUUGUUCAUUACUUGGAGGAAUCCAAAAUACUUGAAUAGUCGUUUAUCUUCUUCAUUGGAGAGCUUCAGGCUUACAGUAAAAUACCAAAUAUCUCACUGCCCAGCGGUCUACUCCAGCAAUAAAAAUGUCAGUUAUAAUAAAAAACUAUUCUCGCCACGCGCAAUGACAGUGCAUUUUAUUAGGACAGCCGUUCCAAAUUACUCUACACCCGUCAAUCAGUGGAUACGUAUUUCAUAGUCAUCGUAUAUCCAUUGUGAGGAAGCUUCUGCUGAUAACGGAAAGACGCCCGACUUGAAACAAUUCGCACGGUAUCUUGUAUGAGACACCAAACGAGUUUCACAGGAAGCCAGUUAACAACCGGCUACACAAUAGGACAGAUCGUUUUUUACCUCUCAGAAGAUCAUGUCAGUUUCAAAUCACAUCAACGUCCCAAGUUAUCUGGACGAUGAACUUGUGAGAAAAUCGCUAAGCAACGAGUUCCCCAGUAAGGACUUGAAGGUAGAGAGUUUGGACAUUUCACCAGCAACAUCAAGUGGGGAUAACUAUUUGAGUGAUGUAUUUCGCAUUCAUGUUAAAUUCCGCACCUCACCAACGGAUUCAACGACGCAGCAAAUAUCCUUGGUGGUAAAAUGCUUACCUAAUACCGGCAAUCGGGGAUCAGUCAUCGAGGAGAUGAUCGUCUACGAAAAAGAGGUGGAAAUGUUUUUGAAUGUUAUACCACAGCUGUCGAAAAUCGCGAACAAUGAAUUUUUCGCCGCCAAGUGCUACUAUGCCACGCGUAUUCCGGAGCGGAUGCUGAUAUUCCACGAUCUCAAAUCGCUGAACUACACCAUGGCCGAUCGUCACGCCGGUUUGGACUUCGACCAUUGCGCGUUGAUUAUGAGAAAAAUUGGAAAAUUUCACGCCGCGUCGAUGCCGUUUAGCGAGCGUAACAUGGAUCUGAUGAACAAGUACUUCUACUUUAGCUUAUUUAAUCCAUCCGAAGAGAAACAAACCGACUGCAUUAAUGUACUUUUUGAAAAAGGUUUGGCAACUCUCAUUGAAGUGGCUGAAAGCAAUUGGAAGGGUUUUGAUCCAAAAAUAACAGCAAAACUUAAGAAACUACUACCCACUUACAUAUCAAAAUUAGAAGCAUGUUUAACGCAAAAAUUUAACGAUGGAUUUAAGGUGCUGAAUCAUGCAGACUUAUGGUGCAAUAAUAUGCUCUUCAAGUACAAUGAACAGAUAGGAAAAAUUGAAGAUGUAGCUUUCGUUGAUUAUCAGCUUUGCUUCUAUUCAAGCCCUGGAGUGGAUCUCAACUAUGCCAUCGCCAAUUGUCCUAAUUUGGAGACUCGCGAUAGAUCCGACGAGCUAAUCGCUAUCUAUCAUCAAGCACUAAGUGAAACAUUAAAAUCUGUAGGUUAUGCGCAAAUUCCGUCCCUGGCUGACGUGUACCACGAAAUUCGGAGAAUGGAAUUUUUCGCUUUGGUUUCGGUCGUUUCGGUUCUUCCAGUCGUGAUGAUGGAGAAGACAGAUUCGGUUGAAGCCAGUUUCGAGGCAUUCUACGACGAAGAUCAAGCGGAAAAAUUUCGCCGGAUACAGUACAGUGGUAAAAGGUUCCAGGCGAUAGCGAAGCCUAUGCUGGAGCAAUUUGAUAGGAGAAAUUUGCUGGAUGUAUAGUUUCGAAGUUGAGGGUCCUGUUCUUACAGUAAACUCACUUAUCAAAGCGAUUCUAGAACUGCUUGAUGACUCUGAGAAUCACAAAUUUGAUUCACAAUGUUUGACUGUUAGAUUAAGGGCCAGGAGAUUGUAAGCAAUAAACAGUAGUUUUUUGUCAAA
Molecule: messenger RNA, 2479 nt
Organism: Wyeomyia smithii (pitcher-plant mosquito)
Lineage: Eukaryota; Metazoa; Arthropoda; Insecta; Diptera; Culicidae
Exons: 3
Coding region: 1064-2320 (418 amino acids)
Source: RefSeq, a predicted model, not a curated record